CUGACCACUUCAGUGUCCCCUGUGGGCACGCUCUCGCGGGCAGCCGGUGGCAUGGAGGCACUCAGGGAUUCUGUUGUGCAUUUGGCCUUGCAGAUGUCGACCUACAAGAGAGCCACCCUGGAUGAGGAGGAGCUGGUGGACUCCAUGGAGGGAGAGGUCUACCCCAACGGGAUCCAGGUGAACUUCCGUGGGUCGGGGACCAGCAAAAGCUGCUGGGCCGAGAGGACGCAUGUUGAGAAACGCCUUCUGGUGCUGACAGCGGCCCUCUUGGCCGGCCUCCUGGCCUGCGUCUGUGUGCUGCUGCUCCAGUUCCGAACCAAGCUCUGCCUGACGGAGUCCUGCAUCUCCGUGACCAGCUCCAUCCUGAGCUCUUUGGACCGGACGGUGAACCCCUGUGAGGACUUCUUCAGCUAUGCCUGCGGGGGCUGGAUCAAGGCCAACCCCAUCCCCGACGGCCAUUCCCGCUGGGGGACCUUCAACAAACUCUGGGAGCACAACCAGGCCAUCCUCAAGCACCUUCUGGAGAACACCACGGCUCAGGUGUCCAGCGAGGCAGAACGGAAAGUCCAGCGUUACUACCAGUCCUGCAUGAACGAGACCAAGAUUGAGGAGCUGCAGGCCACGCCCCUGGUGGACCGCAUCAAGAAGCUUGGUGGCUGGAACAUCAGCGGUCCCUGGCAGGAAGACAACUUCAACCAGACUCUGCUGCAGCUGGCUGCACAGCACCACAUCUGGCCCUUCUUCUCCAUCUACGUCAGUGCCGACUCCAAAAAUUCCAGCGUCAACAUCAUCCAGGUGGACCAGGCAGGGCUGAUGUUGCCUUCCAGGGACUACUAUCUCAACAAAACGCAGAACGAGAAGGUGCUUGCAGGGUACCUGACCUACAUGGUCCAGCUUGGCAUGCUGGUUGGGGGGCAGGACGAAGCUGAGACAAGGCGGCAGAUGGAGGAGAUCCUGGACUUUGAGACCACCCUAGCCAACAUCACCAUCCCCCAGGAGAAGCGGCGGGAUGAGGAGCUCAUCUACCACAAGAUGCCUGCCAGGGAGCUCAAGAACCUUUCUCCGGCCGUGGACUGGAUGCCCCUGCUCAACGCCGUCUUCUCCCCGGUGGAGAUCAACGAGACAGAGCCGGUGGUGGUCUAUGCCAAAGAGUACCUCGAGCAAGUCUCCUAUCUCAUCCUCAGCACAGACAGGCGUAUCUUGCACAACUACAUGAUCUGGCACCUGGUGAGGAAAGGAGCUGGCUUUCUGGACCAGCGCUUCCAGGACGCAGAGGAGAAGUUUAUGGAGGUCAUGUACGGCUCAAAGAAGACCUGCCUGCCCCGAUGGAAGUACUGCAUCAGCGACACAGACAUCAACCUGGGCUUCGCGCUGGGUGCCAUGUUCGUAAAGGCCUCCUUCGCGGAGGACAGCAAGGCAGUGGCUGAGGAAAUGAUUAAGGAGAUCAAGAUGGCCUUCGAAGAGAGUUUGGCGACCCUCCCAUGGAUGGAUGAGGAGACGAGGCGGUCCGCCAAGGAGAAGGCCGACGCCAUCUACGACAUGAUCGGUUACCCUAAGUUCAUCAUGGACCCCAAAGAGCUGGACAAAGUGUUCAAGGAUUAUGAUGCCGUCCCGGAUCUGUACUACGAGAACGUCAUGCAGUUCCUCAACUUCUCCGCCCGAGUAGCCGCUGAGCAGCUCCGGAAGCCUCCAAACCGCGACCAAUGGAGCAUGACUCCCCCAACAGUGAAUGCUUAUUACUCCCCGACCAAGAAUGAAAUUGUCUUUCCUGCUGGGAUCCUGCAGCCUCCGUUCUACACCCGAAGCUCCCCAAAGGCACUCAAUUUCGGUGGGAUUGGUGUGGUCGUGGGCCAUGAACUGACUCAUGCUUUUGAUGACCAAGGCCGGGAGUACGACAAGGACGGCAACCUCCGCCCCUGGUGGAAGAAUUCGUCGGUGGAGGCCUUUAAGCAACAGACCGAGUGCAUGGUGGAACAGUACGGCAACUACACAGUCCAUGGGGAGGCCAUCAAUGGCAAGCACACCCUGGGGGAGAACAUCGCCGACAACGGGGGGCUCAAAGCCGCCUACCGGGCUUAUCAGAACUGGUUGAGGAAAAAUGGAGAAGAGGAGACUUUGCCCACGCUGGGCCUCACCAACUACCAGCUCUUCUUUGUGGGGUUUGCCCAGGUCUGGUGCUACGUCCGCACCCCGGAGAGCUCCCACGAAGGACCUGGUCCCGACUCUCACAGCCCCCGCUUCCGAGUCAUCGGGACCAUCUCCAAUUCCCCGGAGUUCUCAGAGCACUUCCAGUGCCCGCGGGGCUCUCCCAUGAACCCGCAGCGGAAGUGCGAGGUCUGGUGAAGUUCCCCAAAGGCGAGGAGAGAAAAAAAGGAAUGGGAUAAACUGGAGGGCAGCCCCGGGGAAACACAGCAGGAGUGGGUGCCCUCAGCCUUCCUCCACACCUAAGAGGCACCCCAUGACCUUGGGACUAGCUCAGCGCUCUGCAAUGGCUGGGAGGGGUCCUCAGCCCUCACCCCAAAGCACCACCCUAUUUGACCCACUGUGAAGAUGUCCUCUACCAAUUGCAUCGGUGUCCCCCUUUGCCUCUCACUUUGCUAAAAGUGCAGAAGUCUGCACACAUGUCUGUGUUUCAAAUGCACUGACUUUGGGGUGGGGAUAGGGUUAUGCUGUCUCUCCCCCCCCCAUAUGCAGGGGGGGGGACUGGCCUUUCGCCACCAUAGGCUUGGAAGUUCUUACGUCAUUUUUCCCCCCAAAAGGGGGAACCACCCAAAUUUUAAAAGAGAACCCAUUUUGGUCACAUCUUAACAAGCGCCAAUCCUCUCUGUAGACAGACAUUCACGUCCAUACAUAUGUAUAAGUUUUGUGCGCUCACAUACACAUGGUAAAGCUUGUAAGAUAUGAUUACAAUGAUUUUUUUUUUUUAAAUUUUGCGGAACACUGGAAAGUUCAGGGAAACUGUAUUGAGUUGAAUGGACUGAUAUAUUUAUUGCGUGUGUGUGCAAUUCUAGGUUAAGGGCAUUCUGCUUAAAGCUGAGAGGCAGGAUACAAACCUCCCCCAUGGCUUAUCUCUCCUCACCCCCAGUGUCUUCUUAGGGGGAACAGGUGCGGCUCAUUUCCGCGCAGGCUCUCCUUUUGCUUGGGAAACAUUCUGGGGCCUGACUUCUCCAAAACCCUUUCCUUCCUGGCAACACAGUUGACUUUUCCAAUUGAAAUCCUGGACCUCUGCCCUAGCCCCAGGUGCAGAGCAGUCCACAUUUUCUUAAAAUGCUGCCUUUGGGGUUUUGGGCUUCAAUCUCCAAGCUAAAUCUGGGAGAUUUCCCAGCAGGACAAGCAUGUCACAGCCUACCAGCCAUCGUUGGAUUAUGAGCUGCCUUUCAGAGAAAUGCCCCCAUCACAAACUCGAAGAUGCACCUCGAAUGAUGUACCUUGUGUGUCAAGACCCCAGCUGACGUGGGCAAUUUCAGUGCCGCUGAAGAAGUAGCCCCUGAAAGUCUCGCUGAAGUACUGUUUUUGCUCAGCCAAAGAAUAUGCCUGUAUUGAGUCUGGAGCUGAAUCAUCCGGACAUUUGUACACAUAACCCCAAGUG
Lacerta agilis (Sand lizard) is the source of this 3589-nucleotide messenger RNA. RefSeq names its product endothelin converting enzyme 1 (gene ECE1). Gene Ontology annotation, molecular function: metalloendopeptidase activity. The record is from RefSeq and is a predicted model, not a curated record. Gene Ontology annotation, cellular component: plasma membrane. Gene Ontology annotation, biological process: peptide hormone processing. NCBI's taxonomy places the organism in Eukaryota, Metazoa, Chordata, Lepidosauria, Squamata, Lacertidae.